UAUUGCAGACUUUACUAUAAGUCGGACGCCGGUGUACGAAUAGCACAACGAAAGCGGACAGAAGUCAGAACAUCGGCCUGCGGCCAGUCACAACUAAAUGGCCGCAUAGUGUACUUGUGCGGUUGUGAAUACUGAGUAAAUAUCGUCUUACUUUCGCGCGUGUACACUAACUACGUGAAAGUUAUCAACCCGGAUAAAAUCGUCGUGAUGAGAUCGAAUAAGUUUAUCCGUGUCCAGUGGAUUACAUGCGGUUUGAACUCGAAUGAACAUAUUGAACUUGGUGGAAUUCAAAGAUUAAUAAACUUUGAAUUAUAAAUUAGUGUUUAUGAAUCUGUGAUUUAAAAUUGGAAUGUAAUAUAAACAUCUACUGUGACAAUAAUUAAAAAUAAACAAUGACGCCCGGUGUAAAAGAAGGACAGUGCAUGGAACUGAGUAACAACAACGUUACUCCUUUGCUACCAAGGACGUCGGUUUGUUUGGAGUUUAAGAACAUAACAUGUUCAAUAAAAACUUUCUCCCUCAGCAAAUUCCGGUUAGAAACUAGGAAUAUUUUAAAUGGUGUAAAUGGAUGCUUUAAACCGGGACAACUCACGGCCAUCAUGGGUCCGUCCGGUGCUGGGAAAACGACUCUGCUGAAUAUUCUAGCCGGCUAUUCAACAAAAGGAGCGAAAGGCGAGAUAACAGUGAACGGCGUGUGUACAUGCGCGUCGCAGUCCACCGGACGAGGAGGCGCGAGAUAUAUCCGCCAGCACGAUGAUCUCCGCGUACACCUUACCGUUUACGAAUCCAUGUCUCUCGCCGCUGCACUUAAACUGGCCGAUUUCAAGUCGCAAGAACGCAAAGAGAAAGUAUUGGAAGUCUUGGCGCUUUUGGGUCUCAGUAAAACUUCUCGGACACUUUGCAGAGAUCUAUCCGGCGGUCAAAAAAGGAGGCUAGCUGUUGCUCUUGAGCUAUUAUCAGACCCAUCAUUACUAUUUCUCGAUGAACCAACUACCGGAUUAGAUUCUUCAGCGUCGACAUCUCUCAUUGCCCUUCUCAACGGCUUAGCACGUGGAGGUCGAACUCUAGUGGCCACCAUACAUCAACCCUCUGCACUCCUUUUCGAUAAGAUUGAUUCUAUCUACUGCUUAACAUCUGGGAGUACGCUCUACUCUGGUCCACGAGUUCACCUCAUUCCAUCUCUGGACAGCGCUGGUUUAAGAUGUCCGCCAUAUCAUAACCCAGCUGAUUUCUUGAUGGAAGUAGCCUCUGGAGAAUAUGACGUUGACUUGAACAAAGCCGCUAAAGCGUUGCUUCAAUACAAGCCUGAAUCUACCUCUAGGGAAUGGGAAGAUGUGCCAGUUAUAUCAACGUUCUCUAAUACACUCAGUAUGGAUACCGAAAUGAAAGACAAACAAAUAAGAAGCAACAAGAAAUAUCAAAAGAACUAUUCGAAUAGACCAUCUGGAUACUUGAAACAGACAUGGAUCCUGCUUUACAGGAAUUAUUUAAUAACGACGAGAAAUUACUCUCUAUUCCUGUAUCGAGUGGCAGCUCAUGUCGUGAUCGCCCUGAUAUUUGGAUAUUUGUACUCGGGGGUUGGCAGUGAGGCUAGCAGCGUUCUUGGAAAUUAUGUCUACUUAUACGGCUCGAUGUUGCUCGUAGUUUAUACUGGAAAAAUGUCUGUCACAUUGUCGUUUCCUCUGGAGAUGGAUAUAUUAAAAGGCGAAUACUUUAAUCGAUGGUAUAGUUUAGGACCUUACAUAUUUUCAAUAUUAGCCGUGGAGUUACCAUUUCAGAUGAUAUCAUGUGUUUCGUACGUCGUCUUGUCAUACUGGCUUACUGACAACCCGCUUGAAUCAACUCGAGCAACCCUAUUUCUUGCCACAAUAGUUGCCACUUCGCUCUGCGCUCAAGCAUGGGGAUAUUUUAUUGGAUCUACAACACCUACAAAGAUUGCUGUUUUCAUAGGCCCAGUACUUGCCUGUCUAUUUUCCGUAUUUGGUUUCUGCUUAUCGUUAAGGGACACACCAUACUCGUUCCGAUGGCUCCACCAUAUCUCUUACUUUAGAGCCGGCUUUCACGUCGCUGUGCACUCCAUAUACGGAUUUAAUAGAACGAAAAUGCACUGCGCUAAAGAAUAUUGCCACUAUAUAACGCCAAGCAAAUUCCUCGUUGAAAUGGAUAUGGCUACCAUAGAUGUUGGUGUUAAUAUGGCCAUCGUGCUAACAACAACAGUUUUGAUGCACAUAUUAACCUGUGCGACGCUCUGGUAUCGACUCAACAAAAGAUGAAGUCAUCAGCUCGUGACGGAUUCGACUUGACUUAUAAUUUAAUUUAUGCUUAGAUAAUAAUUAAAAUGUGAUAAACUUAAAUAUUAUAUGGGAUAAAUACCUCAAAUAUUUUUAAGUCCUUGGCUUGUGGUAGUUUAGAAACAGCUUAUUGGACAAAUAUAGAGAUGCAAAAAAUCCUGGUGAUAAAAUUAUCAUUUUAGUAAAUAGGAAUAUAAAAUUUGAUAUUUUAUGAUUUGCAUAUGUAAUGCUACAACCCUUUUUAAUGUGGAAUAUGUGUGAUAAAAUAAAAAAUCAAUUGAAGGCAAGAAAAUUCAACGAAAAUUCUUUAAAAAAAAUUGAUAUGAAUUGAUUGAUGAAAUAUUUAAUGCGUAAAUUUUUACACCAAAGUAAAUAGAACUGGUGUGAACGGGAAAUAUAUUUAAUGAUAUUUAUAAUCUGUAUUAACAUUAUUUCGUAAAAAUCAUAAUUUAUGUACUUACCGAAGGUUUCAAAGCUUUAUUGGAAUUAAAUUUACCAGUAAGUAGAUUAAGAUUUAAUUUUAAAUUAUUUGACAGUAAUUUUAAUAAGAUUGGUAUAAAUAGUUUGACUGUUUUGCGCAAUUUAAAUUCAAUUUCAAAAUGUUGUUUUUUUUUUGUUAAAUAAAAUCUUGUUUCUCUUUUAUUUAUAUUGUGGUGAUUAUAAUCUUACAUAAAACUGCAUUACUAUUUAUAAGAUAUAUCUAAAACAACUAUUUUUCAAUGGUGACGGAGCUGAAGAACCUUUAUUUUAUUUGUUUUAACUAAGAAACGAGAGUUCGGUGUAAAAGUGCUUUCGACAAUUAUCUAAGCCAUAUCUAACUUCUCUUUCAUCCAAAUUUAUUUAUUAUUUCAAAUCGUCAAAAACAAUGUAAUUUGAUAGGUAAUGUAAAAACAAGGCAUUUUCUUAUAUUCAAUUCUUAGUCACCUGAUAAAUUUAAAUACAAAUUUAAUUUCUAUACUUUUUGUCUUUAUACAAACCUGUCCUAUCCUGAAUUAACAAUUGUUAUUUAAUGAUAUACAUUACAGUAUCAAUUAGGUUCGCCAUAUAUUAAGUACAAGCAUCCUAUUGACAGCUUGCCCACCAGUUCCCUAACUAUAACAAGAAAGAUAAGAUAGAAAAAUAUUAAAACAUUAUGUUAAAUAUUGGUGCUAAUAAGCUUUUGACGAAUUACUUUAACAACAAAAUAUA
Vanessa atalanta (red admiral) is the source of this 3479-nucleotide messenger RNA. RefSeq names its product ATP-binding cassette sub-family G member 1. Lineage: Eukaryota; Metazoa; Arthropoda; Insecta; Lepidoptera; Nymphalidae. Gene Ontology annotation, cellular component: plasma membrane. The transcript is spliced from 13 exons. The coding region runs from base 393 to 2273 and encodes 626 amino acids. The record is from RefSeq and is a predicted model, not a curated record. Gene Ontology annotation, molecular function: ABC-type transporter activity; ATP binding; ATP hydrolysis activity.